Molecule: messenger RNA, 246 nt
Organism: Stylonychia lemnae
Lineage: Eukaryota; Ciliophora; Spirotrichea; Sporadotrichida; Oxytrichidae
Source: the annotation of a GenBank genome assembly
AUGGUUGGCUUUAUAGAGUUUUAAUAAGGCCUUUAUAGUGAACCAUACUUGAAAAUGCUCAUUGCUUUGAUAAUAAGUGAACCUAAUGGAAUUGUUCUACUACUAAUGCAGUAUAAAAGAAUUAUUGUACCAAGAACUAGAAUAGGUCUUAACAAAAGAUAAUUUGCAUGUGUCAAUUCAGCUAUUCAAUGCAAUUUUAAGUAUACUGUCAAAUCUAAUGUAUAACUCUCAAACUUUCAGAGAUGA